AAUAAAAGCACUCGAACCCGACUGGCAGACCCCAUUUCAUCUCAGAAGGAGCAAAUAGACACCACGCCAAUGGCUAAAUCUUACUGGGUUUCUCUGAUUCUGUUGAUAUUCUUGAAUUAUCAGAUUCCUUCACAAGCUCAGCAAGAGUACGUCAACAACAAGCAGCUCGACUGCGACAGCGGCGUCGUCUACAAUGCCACCUUCGGCAAUCUCUGCAAUGGCGUCUCUCGUUCCUGCAAUUCUUACCUCACUUUCCGAUCAAUCGCUCCUUACAACACUCCUCCCACCAUAGCCUUUCUCUUGAGUUCCACAGCCUCUGCUAUCGCCACCGCCAACAACAUCUCCGACGUUGCCCUCAUCCCCGACAACACCAUGGUCAUCGUCCCCGUCAACUGCUCCUGCUCCGGCAAGUACUACCAGCACAACGCCUCCUACGUCUUGAAGCAACAUGGAGAGACAUAUUUCAGUGUUGCCAAUAAUACCUAUCAGGCCCUCACUACUUGUCAAGCUAUUGAGAAUCAGAACGUUUAUGAUAAGCGGAAUCUCAGUGCUGGCAUGAAUUUGAGUGUGCCUCUUCGGUGUGCCUGUCCCACGACGAAGCAGGAAGAUUCUGGGUUUAAGUAUUUGCUAACCUAUUUGGUUGCUCAAGGAGAAUCGGUGUCUGGUAUUGGUAGUCUAUUUGGGAUCGAUGAACAGAGCGUUCUGGAUGCCAACGAGCUUUCUGACAGUGCUUUUAUUUUCUAUUUCACUCCGAUUAUGGUUCCUCUGACAAAAGUGCCCGACCCAAUCAAGCUAGCGGCCUCCCCUCCUCCUCCUCCGCCGCCUUCUACAGCGGCGGCCUCUAACGACUCUAGCUCUUCCAAGAAAUGGGUCAUCGUCGGGGUCGCGAUCGGAGCUGUUCUUAUUCUUCUUCUCGGCCUGUCGGGAUUUCUCUUCUGGUAUUGCCGCCGCCGCAGCCACCAGUGGAAAUCUCAGCUGCCUUCUUCCGCUCCGACAUCUACCGACAUCACCAAGAAGACCGCAGACUCCGGCACGACCCGGUCUUGGUCUAUUUCUUCGGAGGGGCUUCGCUACGCCAUUGAUUCGUUGACGGUUUACAAAUUCGAGGAUUUGCAGAAAGCGACGAGUUUCUUCAGCGAAGCUAACCAGAUCAAAGGAUCUGUAUACAGAGCAACGUUUAAAGAAGACGCCGCCGCCGUUAAAAUCUAUAAAGGCGACGUGUCGAAAGAGAUCAGCAUUCUGAAGCGACUCAACCACACCAACAUCACGAGGCUCUCUGGCUUCUGUGUACACAAAGGAGACACCUAUCUUGUUUACGAGUUCGCCGAGAAUGGCUCACUCGACGACUGGCUUCAUCCUAACAACGACAAAAGCAAAAACAAGUUUCAGAAUUCAUUGUCGACUCUGAAUUGGAGACAGAGGGUUCAGAUUGCUCAUAAUAUAGCUGAUGCAUUGAAUUACCUUCACAACUACACCAACCCUCCUCAUAUCCACAAGAAUCUCCAGAGCGGGAAUGUGCUUCUGGACGAGAAUUUCAGAGCUAAAGUUUCCAACUUUGGAUUAGCAAGAGUGUUGGAUGAUGACGAAGAAGGUGGGUUCCAAGUGACGAGGCAUGUGAUAGGUACACAAGGGUAUAUGGCACCAGAGUACAUCGAGAACGGAGUGAUAACUGCGAAAAUGGACGUUUUCGCAUUUGGGGUUGUGAUUCUGGAGCUGAUAUCAGGGAAGGAAGCCAUUGUUGGGGAGGAGAAGCUUCUGUCAUCGUGUGCGAGGGAGGUGCUUGAAGGAGAGAAUGUGAGGGAGAAACUUCGAGGCUUUGUGGAUCCAAGUUUUGGGGAUGAAUACCCUCUGGAUUUGGUAUACUCAAUGGCACAGCUUGCUAAACGCUGCGUUGAACGAGACAUCAAUUCGCGACCAGGCAUUUCUGAGGUGUUCAUGACACUGUCCAAGCUUCAAUCAUCUACGGUUGAUUGGGAUCCUUCUGAUGAGCUUGACAGGUCCAGAUCUGUCAGCAAAGUGUCUGAUGCCAGAUAGACAGAUACAUUCUGAUAAAAAUACACAUGGGCUAACUCUUUCUCUCAUCAAAAUUCUCAGACCCUUGAAUCCAGAAAUAUGCGGUGCCUCAUGAGUGACGAGACCUGAGAACUUACUUCUCAAUUUUGGCUGCUCGCUUUUCAGUAUUAUUAUGAUCGCGGAUGAUUAAUUGCUCCACAUAAAGAAUCUUGAGUUGUUAUUCAGUUGUUUGAUUGACGUUGCCUUUGUAUUUGACAAUUAGGACACCCGUGGAAACCCAUUGUUGCCAAUGGGGGCAAAUAUUUUUCUUUGCACUUAAUUUUUUGUUGGAUUGAAAUUUUUUGGACAAUAAUGCAAUGCUAUUUAUCAUGAUCAUAAA
This is a messenger RNA of Prosopis cineraria, 2392 nucleotides long. Its product is annotated as protein LYK5. NCBI's taxonomy places the organism in Eukaryota, Viridiplantae, Streptophyta, Magnoliopsida, Fabales, Fabaceae. The record is from RefSeq and is a predicted model, not a curated record. Gene Ontology annotation, biological process: protein phosphorylation. Bases 70 to 2034 code for a protein of 654 amino acids. Gene Ontology annotation, molecular function: ATP binding; protein kinase activity. The transcript has a single exon.